Molecule: messenger RNA, 1237 nt
Organism: Ananas comosus (pineapple)
Lineage: Eukaryota; Viridiplantae; Streptophyta; Magnoliopsida; Poales; Bromeliaceae
Product: 14-3-3 protein 7-like
Exons: 7
Coding region: 129-890 (253 amino acids)
Biological process (GO): signal transduction
Cellular component (GO): cytoplasm
Source: RefSeq, a predicted model, not a curated record
AUAAAUGGAACAGUGGAAUAAGACUCUGAAGAGAGAGGAAAUUUUCCAUACCGGGAACGUGUCUGCUUAGAGAGAGAGAGAGAGAGAGAGAGAGAGAGGGAGAGAGGGGGGGUGGGCGCUUGGGAGAGAUGGAGGAGAGAGAGAAGCUUGCGUUCAUGGCGAAGUUGGCGGAGCAAGCGGAGAGAUAUGAUGAAAUGGUGGAUUACAUGAAGAGGAUUGCUCGAAUGGAUGUCGAGCUGACUUCUGAAGAGCGAAACUUACUCUCGGUUGGCUAUAAGAAUGUGAUUGGCGUGAGGAGAGCGUCGUGGAGGAUCCUUUCUUCGCUCGUGCAGAAGGAAGCGGAAGAAGGGAGUGAACAAAACGUCAAGAUGAUAAAAGAGUACUUGACGAGAGUUGAAGAUGAGCUCGCGAAGAUAUCCAACGACAUAUUGUCCAUCAUCGCCAUCCACCUCCUCCCAUCUUCCACUACUGGUGAAUCCAUUGUCUUCUUUUAUAAGAUGAAAGGGGAUUACUAUAGAUACUUGGCCGAGUUUAAGACCGGGAAUGACAGGAAAGAGUUCGCAGAUCAGUCGGUUAAAGCUUAUCAGGCAGCUACAAGUACGGCAAUGACUGAUCUUCCACCAACCAACCCAAUCAGACUUGGCCUCGCUCUUAAUUUCUCAGUCUUCUACUAUGAGAUACUGAACUCGCCUGAGAGAGCAUGUCAUCUAGCUAAACAAGCGUUUGAUGAGGCUAUUACGGAACUCAGCUCCCUCAGUGAGGAAUCUUACAAGGACAGCGCACUGAUUUUGCGGCUUCUCAAGGACAAUCUGACAUUGUGGACCUCAGACCUGCCAGAGGAAGGAGGCGAACAUUCCAAGGCGACCAACAUGGAUAUUGAGCAGGAGUAAAUUUGGGCAAGCUAUCAAUGUGAAUGUGAAACCUGUGAAACUCUUGCUAAUGCGGAAACCCAGUAGCUCGGAAAUUUCUUUUUAUCGCCACCAAGGUAGUCAUCUUUUUUCCUUAACCGGUUGGUGUGUGUCUAUGUUUUCCCUUUAAGGUUGUGCAAGCACUAGUUUUUGAACUCAAAUGGCUACCGCAGUUUAUUUUCUUUAUCUUUUUUUUUUUUCUUUUUUUCUUUUUUUUCCGCUAAUCAGUCGCAUGUUACUGUUAUCCAGAGCCUUCUGUAAUGGUGCUAGUUUGGAAUAAUCUUAGUUAUGAAAUUAAAUUCUGCUCUCUUUUUUCCUUUAAAUUCAAA